AUGAGCAAGCAGCUCGGCUGCCGUGCUUCCGACCUGGUGGUGACUGAGGCCUCCAUUCCUGAAGGGUCUGGGCCGUCAGCCGUCCUGCCUGGCUGGGGUUCUUGUCGGUUCCCGCUGACCUUGAGCACAGGGUGUGGUGACACCGAGACGCCCCACGGGGGUCUCCGGGAUCCAGACUCGCUGGUCCUCACCUCCCGUGUGGAAGGAGACACAGCCCGAUUUCCCCUGGAGAUAAUCUACGUGGCAAGGAAGGCCAAGGACACCAUGGUGUCCUACUAUCAUUUUCAAAGGAUGAACAGAAGACUCCCCAACCCAAGGACCUGGGACGAGUACUUUGAUACAUUCCUGGCCGGCAAAGUGUGCUGGGGGUCCUGCUACGACCACGUGAAAGGCUGGUGGAGGAAGAAAGACAGCCACCCCAUUCUCUACCUUUUCUACGAAGAAAUGUUGAAAGAUCCAAAACGUGAAAUUAGAAAAAUGAUGGAAUUCCUGGGGAAGAACUUGAAAGGAGAGGUUUUAGACAAAACUGUCUACAACACUUCGUUUGCCGUCAUGAAAAACCACCCCAUGACCGACUACACAAAUGACAUGAAAAUGAAUCACCAGCUGUCUCUGUUCAUGAGAAAAGAAGUCAUUGGAGAUUGGAAAAAUCAGUUCACUGAAGCUCAGACCAAGAAGUUUAAUGAAAAUUAUGAGAAAAACAUGGCUGAUACUUCUCUGCCCUUCUGCAUGGAUCUUUAA
Messenger RNA from Physeter macrocephalus (sperm whale), 741 nucleotides. RefSeq names its product sulfotransferase 1C4-like. Gene Ontology annotation, molecular function: sulfotransferase activity. The record is from RefSeq and is a predicted model, not a curated record. The transcript is spliced from 6 exons. The coding region runs from base 1 to 741 and encodes 246 amino acids. Gene Ontology annotation, cellular component: cytoplasm. Gene Ontology annotation, biological process: sulfation. NCBI's taxonomy places the organism in Eukaryota, Metazoa, Chordata, Mammalia, Artiodactyla, Physeteridae.